UGCCAUUCAACUUGGAAAAAAGGCAUGCGUAUUCAUAAUCAAUUGAAAACAGGAUACAAUUCGGAAAUAGUAAAGCAAUAGCAAAAUGACAGUAGGGGUUUAAUAAAAGUAAAAUGUGAUCAAGGAUAAGGAAUAUGAAAGAGGUCACAGUAUACUGCCAGCCUUCAUUUAAAUGAGAGUUCCCAAAUCCAGCCUAGAGGCCUAUCCGAAGCCAGACUCUGAAACGGUAGUCGAGAAGUAACCUUGAUCCAUUAUUGAGUUAUUUGGCGUUCGGUUUCUGUAUAUCCCUGUGACAACCGUCACCAUGGUAGAUCUCAAUCCAUUAUUAACCAUGUUGGUGUCUUGUUUUAGUUCACAGGGGCACACCUGGCCCAGGGUUUAACCUCGUCCAUCGGGAUAUAAUGGUUUGAUAAUUGCACUUUAUUUGGGCCUUGCUUCCAAAUAGUGCUUGUGGCCUCCACUUGCAUGAGAUUCUAACAAGAGCCAUGUAAGUCCUUUCGUAUGUGUUUCAAUGGACCGGGCAGAGUUGAAGCGGGACAAAGAGCCGUCUGGGGGGAAAACGGUCCGGUUUCGGGUGGCGUCUGCGAACAGCGGCCGCGUGCUGACGGAGGUGUUCAAAGACACGACGACGGCUUGGUGCGGCUCGGCGUCGGACUCGGUGGACUCCGACUGCGCCAGCAACCCCGAGACGGAGGGCCGGGAGAGCCGAUCGUCGGUCAGCGAGGCCAAUAGCCACCUGAACGGCCUCGCGGGAGCCGCCAUGGCGGCGGCGGCGGACGAUGACGACGGCGGCGGCGGCGCGUGCGAACCCGACGACCUGCUGCUGUACGCCAGUGCCAAGAGAGAGCAACUCUUCAGCAACAAGCGCAUCAAUAUCUGCAGCAAGAACGGGACUAUACGAGGCGUGAGGAACAAGGUCAACGCGGGUCAAGUGCUUUUUAACAACCUGUCCGGCAUGUACUACGGUAACAAUCGUGGCAACAGAUUUCAGAAAAUUCGACCAUGGGAAAAGGAGUAGAGAGAAGAGAAUGGAAGUUGUCAUAUGAUUUGUUGGGUCGUUAUUUUAUGUUUGUAUAAUGUAUUAAGAAGAUAUAGCACAAGGCAUGGUAAUCUGCAGAUGUAACUUUAAACCUAUCGGCUCAUAUGAAUGAAGCCAAAAUAAGACAUCGAUGGGCAUCACAAGUUUUAGAACAGAUUUGGGAAAGAUCAGCAUCCUAGCUUGUUUUAUUGAGUUUUCCUGAAUUGUCCUGAUUUCAAUUUUGUAUUUGUAUUUUUUAAUAUUUUAUAAAAAGCAAUAGUUUAGAACACAUUUAAUACAUUUAAGUUGCAUGUUGUUUUGUAAACGAUAUUGUUUCGAUUUUAAUGAA
Gadus chalcogrammus (walleye pollock) is the source of this 1367-nucleotide messenger RNA. RefSeq names its product glutaredoxin and cysteine rich domain containing 1 b (gene grxcr1b). The record is from RefSeq and is a predicted model, not a curated record. The transcript has 2 exons. The coding region runs from base 512 to 1018 and encodes 168 amino acids. NCBI's taxonomy places the organism in Eukaryota, Metazoa, Chordata, Actinopteri, Gadiformes, Gadidae. Gene Ontology annotation, biological process: sensory perception of sound.